AUGGCCGAAGCUCAAUCAUCUACGAUACAGGCACAGGGGCCGCCAAAGACGCAAAACAAGACCAAGGCUUAUGUAUCACCAGGAGUAUCCCUGAUAGCCGGUGGUGUUUCCGGAAGCGUCGAAGCCAUGUGCACAUAUCCCUUUGAAUUCGCCAAAACCAGAAUGCAACUGCGCGACACUGCAUCAGCAACAGGAACAGCAACAACAAAAAUAACCAGAAAUCCCUUCAUCUUGAUCCGCGACAUAGUCAGGAUGGAAGGUAUAUCUGCUCUAUACACGGGCUGCACAACUCUCGUUGUCGGGACAGGGUUCAAAGCAUCCGUACGCUUCUUGACGUUUGAUUCAAUCAAGAAUGCGCUCGCGGAUGAGAAGGGUCAUCUCUCGAAAUCCUCUGGGAUAUUGGCGGGUAUGAUGGCGGGCUGUGUCGAAAGUGUGGUUGCCGUUACACCUACGGAGAGGAUCAAGACUGCCCUAAUCGACGACGCAAAAGGCCCCAAACGCUUCCGCGGCACAACCCACGGCAUCAAACUCCUCGUCCGCGAACAAGGCCUUCGAAACAUAUACCAAGGCCUCAUCCCAACCACCAUGAAACAAUCGGCCACUUCAGCAGUGCGCAUGGGGUCAUAUAACAUGCUCAAGGAGAGCGCGAAACAUUACCAUAUCCCGCUUAAUGGGGUUACGACCUUUGGGAUAGGGUCUGUUGCGGGGAUUAUUACUGUGUAUGCGACACAGCCGUUUGAUACGAUUAAGACGAGGGUGCAAGGAACCCAAAAGGCGACGAUAAAGGAGGCGGUUGGGGACGUGCUGAGAGAGGCGGGAAUAAAAGGGUUUUGGAAGGGGAGUACAAUGAGAUUGGGCAGGUUGUUUUUGAGUGGUGGGAUUGUGUUUUCGGUUUAUGAGCAGGUUGCUGCUGUUUUGUCUACGAGGGAGGUCGUAUGA
Talaromyces marneffei is the source of this 939-nucleotide messenger RNA. RefSeq lists its product as uncharacterized. The coding region runs from base 1 to 939 and encodes 312 amino acids. Lineage: Eukaryota; Fungi; Ascomycota; Eurotiomycetes; Eurotiales; Trichocomaceae. The transcript is spliced from 4 exons. The record is from RefSeq and is a predicted model, not a curated record. Gene Ontology annotation, biological process: mitochondrial citrate transmembrane transport.